AUGGUUGCGGACACCGUUCCUUCCGAGCAUGCAUCGGCGGCAGUCUCGGCAUCCACCGAGUACUUCCAGGCUGCCGUCAACUGGGCCGCCGAGAACUUCAAAAAGGUGCCAGGGAGCGCCAUCAUCGCGCGCUACGUCGCCAGCAGCUACCAGAACGACCCCAUUCGAUCGCUCCUGGAGCUCUUCCUCGUCCUCUUUGCCCUCAGGACCGUGCUGCAGAGCAGGACACGCAGUGGUGCCAGCGGCAAGAACUUUGUCAAUCUCUCAGCAAGAGAGAUCGACGACCUCGUCGCCGAAUUCAAGCCCGAGCCGCUGUGUGCCCCGCUGACCCCCGCAGAAUCACGAGAGCUCGCUUCGAUCCCCACUAUCAUCGGAGGUGCUAGCAGCAAGCCCAAGAUCAGCCUCGCCUCUCACAAUGCUGGCAAGCCCACGCAGGUCAUGAACCUCUCCAUCUACAACUUCACCGAUCUCGCUGGUCACCAAGCUGUCAAGGACAAGGCCAUCGAGACACUUCGAAACUACGGCGUAGGAAGUUGCUCGCCGCCCGGUUUCUACGGUACUAUCGAUGUGCACAUGCAGCUCGAGAACGAUAUUGCACGCUUCCUCGGCACACAAAAGGCUAUAAUCUACAGCCAAGGUUUCAGCACCAUCUCGUCUGUCAUUCCUGCAUUUUCCAAACGUGGAGACAUCAUCGUCGCCGACCGCGGUGUCAACUACGCCAUCCAAAAGGGCAUUCAGAUCUCGCGCUCGACCGUCUACUGGUACGACCACAACGACAUCGAUUCUCUCGCAGCCACGCUGGAGCAGGUCAAGCGCGAUACCAAGCGCCGAAACGGUCCGCUCACCCGCCGCUUCAUUGUGACGGAAGGCAUCUUUGAGGCAGAUGGUGCCCUGAUUGACCUGCCUAAGAUCCAAGAGCUCAAGAAGCGCUACAAGUUCCGCCUGAUUCUCGACGAGAGCAUCAGUUUUGGUACCGUCGGUGCCACGGGUCGCGGCCUCACCGAGCUCUACAACCUCCCCGCGUCUGACGUCGAAAUCCUUGUCGGCUCCAUGGCCAACACGCUCGGUGCUGCCGGUGGCUUCUGCGCCGGCUCAGAUGAAGUUGUCUUCCACCAGCGCAUCAACGGUACCUCGUUCGUGUUUUCUGCCGCAUUACCUGCCAUGCUCGCUGUGGCUGCCAGCACCGCUCUGUCGUAUAUGAUCUCGCAGCCGUCCAUCCUGUCCAACCUGCACGACAAUGUCAAGGCCUUCCGCUCCGUCUUGGACCACGUCGAGUCGCUGCGCAUUUCGAGCGAUCCACGCAGCCCGCUGGUACACAUCCAGGUCCGAAGCAAGACCGAUCGCCAUCCCGAUACGCCCCUGGACAAAUUCGACAAGGGUAAGAACAGUCUUGCUGUGGGCGAUGUUAGCUUGACGUUGGCCUACAGCAACGACGGUAAGCGCAUUGCUGCUGCGGGUCCGCAGGAACACGAUUUGUCGGUGGAUGAGCAGAUGCGUUUGCUGCAGGCGAUUGUAGACGAUGCAUUGGAGCAUGGCAUCUUUAUCUCGAGGAUGAAGAGGCUGCCCAGCAUCAAUCCCAAGGUGCUCGAAGUGGCGCCGGAGUCAAGACCCAAUAUCCGGGUUGCUGUCAGCACGGCAUUCACCAAGAAGGAGAUGGAGAAGGCGGCGAACGUCAUCAAGGCCAGCGCGAUCAAGGUGUUGGGCAAGAGGCGCUGA
This is a messenger RNA of Sporisorium graminicola, 1716 nucleotides long. RefSeq lists its product as uncharacterized. Gene Ontology annotation, biological process: sphingosine biosynthetic process; ceramide biosynthetic process. Bases 1 to 1716 code for a protein of 571 amino acids. The record is from RefSeq and is a predicted model, not a curated record. Gene Ontology annotation, molecular function: serine C-palmitoyltransferase activity; pyridoxal phosphate binding. Lineage: Eukaryota; Fungi; Basidiomycota; Ustilaginomycetes; Ustilaginales; Ustilaginaceae. The transcript has a single exon. Gene Ontology annotation, cellular component: endoplasmic reticulum.